GACGUAUUUCCUGAGAAGCUGUCCGUGGACUACCUCUCCAGUCCAGUCCCUGGAUAGAGGUGUAUUUUUUAAAAAUAUUUUGUCUGUUUACUCGAUUCUGCCGGUCUGAGACGUUCUAGCAUGCGUCCGUAACUAUGUUGGCGUAUCGGUCCAAAGCUGGCUCAGACGAACCGGGUCUCAGUGAUGCCUUAGCGUCGCGUUACGUGCGACAGAGCGAGCAAACCUAUCGCAAAGUUUCGCUAUUGUACAGUAGAUGAGUGCGCGUGGACUUUAGGACAGUCCAGCUCGUCAGGACACUCGAGUCUGUCCUCUUGACAACACUAACUUACUUUGUCGACGUCUCGAGUGUAGCAUUGUUUGGGGCUCAGUCGUUUCGUGGAUUUUCGUGGUGUCCAAGGAAACGGAAGAUUAGAAGCUGAUGCUGUUGAGGUGAUUCCUGAACCGUUCCAAGUCCAUUUCUCUUCCUCAGCUCCGUCUCUACAUGUGCCCAGGGCAGCACUGCUAUAGCAGAGGGCCGCUGUGUUGACGGACUUGGUGACAUCAGGAGCUCCUGCCUUGGUUCCUUCCAUUGUGUCUGAUGGAUCUCAGGCUUGCCUCAUUGACACUCGGGACACUACUGAUUCUCGUGACCUCUGGGCCACGGCCAUCCAUUGGACAGAAGGUUUACACCAACACAUGGGCCGUCCACAUCACCGGGGGAGAGCAGGAAGCUCACCGGAUCGCUAGAAAGCAUGGCUUUGUAAACCACGGGAAGGUAUUUGGAGAUUAUUAUCACUUCAGGCACCGCAAGGUGGUGAAGAGGUCUUUAUCAGAGCACAGAGGAACACACAUUCAACUGCACACGGAACCUCAGGUAAUGUGGGCGGAACAGCAGGUGGUGAAGCAAAGAAAGAAGAGGGAUAUUUACUAUGAGCCGGCCGAUCCGAAGUUUGCGCAGCAGUGGUACUUGUACAACGAAGAUCGUCGUGACCUCAAUGUGAAGGAAGCCUGGAAGCAGGGUUUCACUGGACAAGGUGUCGUCGUGUCCAUAUUGGAUGAUGGAAUUGAAAAAAACCACCCAGAUCUGAUUCAGAACUAUGAUCCAGAUGCUAGCUAUGAUGUUAACGAUGGCGACCCAGACCCUCAACCUCGAUACACCCAACUCAAUGAUAACAGACAUGGGACACGUUGUGCUGGAGAGGUUGCUGCUGUUGCCAACAAUGGCAUCUGUGGUGUCGGAGUGGCCUAUAAUGCAAAGAUCGGAGGUGUGCGCAUGUUGGAUGGAGAGGUCACUGAUGUGGUGGAAGCUCAGUCCCUCAGUCUCAACCCACAGCACAUCGACAUCUACAGCGCCAGCUGGGGACCCGAAGACGACGGUAAAACGGUGGACGGACCUGCUAAGCUGGCCAAAGAGGCCUUCCUACACGGCGUAAUGGAGGGCCGCGGAGGACGGGGCUCCAUCUUUGUGUGGGCUUCGGGGAAUGGUGGCCGAGAGAAGGACAGCUGCAACUGCGACGGCUACACCAAUAGCAUCUACACGCUGUCCAUCAGCAGCAGCACGCAGAACGGCAACGUGCCCUGGUACAGCGAGGCCUGUUCGUCCACCCUCGCCACAACCUACAGCAGUGGAGGCCUCAAUGAGAAACAGAUUGUCACUACAGACCUCAGGCAGAAGUGCACAGACUCCCACACAGGCACUUCUGCCUCGGCCCCUCUGGCGGCAGGAAUCAUCGCCCUCGCCCUUGAGGCCAAUAAAAACUUGACCUGGAGAGACAUGCAGCAUUUGGUUGUGAGGACGUCCAACCCUGCCCACCUCACCACCAAUGACUGGAAGAUAAAUGGAGUGGGUCGCAGAGUAAGCCAUUCUUAUGGAUAUGGUCUGCUGGAUGCUGGGGCCAUAGUGGCUCUGGCAAAGAACUGGACGAAUGUUGGACCUCAGCGGAAAUGUGUCCUUUCCUUGGUGUCUGAGCCCAGGAAUAUUGGGAGUCAUUUGGUGAUCAAGAUGAGUGUGGAUGCAUGUGCUGGGACGGACACCUUUGUGAGCUCAUUAGAGCAUGCUCAAGCCCAGCUCACCCUGUCCUACAACCGCAGAGGAAAUCUGGCCAUCUACCUGAUCAGCCCACAGGGCACCCGCUCCACGCUGCUUGCACCCAGACCUCACGAUUACUCCUCUGAGGGCUUCAGUGACUGGGCUUUCAUGACCACCCACUCCUGGGACGAGGACCCUCGUGGAGAAUGGACGUUGGAGAUCGAGAACGUGGCUGGGAACAGUGACUAUGGCACUCUGACUCAGUUCACGCUGGUUCUCUAUGGCACAGCUUCUAGUUUAUCCGGCCCUUCAGCAGCAGACUCCAGCAGCUGCAAAACAUACGACCUCAAUCAGAUCUGCACAGAGUGCAACCCCGGCUUCUACUUGUACCAGACGGGCUGCGUGAGAGACUGUCCAGGAGGUUUCACCGCAGGCACCCGUUCUACCUUCCUCCCCAGCAACGAGGUGAUGCCCGUCCUCCGUCCCGCCUGCCUGCCCUGUCACCCCGUCUGCCUCACCUGCAGCAGCACCGGCCCUCAGAACUGCCUGUCCUGCCCACCUAACAGGCACCUGGACGCCAUCACUGGCACCUGUCUGCACCCGAACCAGAUCCAUCGGGAGUCUCCAGACGGCAGACUGUUUCAGAUGCGAGGCGACGGCUCGUCCGUCAAACUGCCUGUGACCGUGGCCGUGCUCAGCUGUGCCUUCAUCGUGGCUAUGUUUGUGGCCGUGUUCAGCAUCCUGCAGAUGCACACACGUAUGCAGAACAAACUGCCCUCUGCUGAAGCAGGGCCGGGAUCCGGCUUACUGGUUGGGUUCGGAUUCAACCGCAGCGCAGUUGCCUACAAGGGCAUCCCGAGCGUUUGGCGGGAGGACGAAGGCAAUUCCGAGUCUGAAAACGAGGAAUUCGAGAUCCGCAACGAGAGGACUGCCUUCAUCAAAACACAAAGUGCUCUUUAACCCCUUCUUACCCAUGUCCCUCCACUCUCUAGCCUCUACUGCACUGUUGUCUCUUUUUUUAGUGUGUUUUCCUUCUGGGUUAGUCUGAACAUAUCUCACUUCUGGGGGUUUUGGUUUGUUUCUCGCACCUGUCUUAGUUAAUGAGCCAUGCAUUCACCUGGGCGUUGACCUCUCGGUGCCUCAACAUGGAAAGCUUCCAAUCACAAGCGAUGGGGACGAGUCGAUUGUCGCAGGGCUGUCCUGAAAUUACAAUAAACAUGAUUAUUGUUUGGUUUCUUCCUCUUGCCUAGUGAGAUUUUAAGAAAAACAAGAUUUAUUUGCAUAUGAGAAAAACAGAGCUUUUCUUUGAGCGGUUGAGUAAGUGUGUGAGUGUAAACUACAUUUAUAUGAAGUCAGUCAGUGCUGCAGUGGGUCAGAUCCACUGGCUUUGCACAGGGAGCCCUUUAGAAGAACAUAUCACUAUUUCUACAUGGUCAGAGAGGGAGAGCAGAGCAGUGUGUUACCCGUGUUUGAAGAGCUUACUGCUCCCCCUGGAGAAUCUACAUGGCUGAAUUCAUGAUUAUUUAAUGUACAGAAGGCUUUUUAAAGGAAUAGUUCUCCAAAAGAUUAAACCGGUCAUCAUUUGCUCACCCUCAUGUCAUUGCAAACCUGCCUGAUUUUCUGGUGGAAAAUAUUUUGCAGGAAGUCCAAAUGCCUCAAAAUCUGUAUCUGUGUGUGUGUGUGUGUGCACACCAUAAAAGUUGUUUGUUAUAAAAUCUCAUUUGAAAUGGCAUCAUUUGUUCAUCAAAAUGUCAAAAUCAUGGCAUCAAACCGGUUUAGUCUAGAGUGAAAAUAGAAGCUGGAAAUUGUAAUUUAGCUGAAUAUUUGUCAUUUUUGUCAUUUUUUUUUUUAAAUAUAAUUUGUGUAUAUAUAAUAAAACCGCACUAUAACAUAUACAUUAUAUAUUAACUUUUGCACUGUGUUCUUAGAUCUCAAAAACGUGAACACAAAUGGCUUCUUAACUUCUGAAACUUUUUCCUCAUAAAAUUAACAUAUGACAACUUUUAUGAUCCUUUUUUAUCGCUCUGGUGAUUCUUAAGUGUCUUGUGUGUUUAAGAUCACAUGCAGGUUUGAAAUGACAUGAGAAGGUGAAUAUGGUAAAUAUUUCCAUUUUAUUUGUGAGUUUCUUUGUGAACUGCCGUAACCCUGCGCUCCCUGUCCCUCCGAGCCAGCUCAGCAACAUUAAGCUCUUCUCUUUUCUAAAUCUGUCCUCCAGUCAAGGUUUGAAAUACUACGGUCCCGGCUGUAGGCCUAUCCUGAAAAGAUCUGGCUUCCAUGUUGUCAUGUUUGAUGAGAUCAUCCACUUAUGAUGUCUAGAUGUUGGAGGUGUUGUUCUGCACAGUAUGGGUGUGUUUUUGAAAUAAAUCAGAGAAAGGGCUGUGAUGACCCUCACCCAGAGCAGCUGUCAGAUAUCACUGGGGUUUUAUAGAUGAUUGGUUAUUUUUAUCUGCUCAAGUCAUUUCAUCAGGUCAUUUUCUUUGCUUACUACUGUUUGUUGGUAGUAGUACACUUGGUCUUAUCAGCUCAUCUCCCCAGAAUAUAGUAUUUAAAAAAAAAUAUAUAUAUAUAUAUAUAUAUAUGAAUCACAUGUACAUGAUCCACAUAUGUUGGUCUUAUGCAGUAUCUUUACAAAAUUACAAUGUUAUCUAUGGAAUCUGUGCAAUAGAGGCCCAACAGAGUUAUGUGAUGAUGUGCUGAUGGUCUGUCUUCCUUUAUCAUAUAUCAAAAUGAUUGGCCAGUAACCAGUGAGCACUAUCAGCCUUUCAAACCCAUUGUUUCUAACCGUAACUGUGUAAAACAAGGACACAAACUACCUGCACCAUCUUCAGCCUUGCCUUAGUUUAUACAAUUAAUACAUUGAGACUCAUCUUUAUUUUAAAGUGUGUCCUGUACAUCUACACAGUCUACACCCUACAGUUUUACAGCUGUUAAAUAUCAUGAGACCUUACAGUAAUGUUAGUUGUUGAUCUGGUACCUCCCUGUUCUUAAAACAAGGUUCAAAUUGGAACUUUUCAUCCCAUCUUUUAUUAUUUGUAUAGAGUGACAAUUGAAGCUGCAACUUGCUAUUCAGCUAAACAGUUGUCUUUGUAUAUAGGUCUUCAGUUUAUUUACAUAGAAUGAAUUUGGGUAAAUAGGGCCACAAUUUUUGCAUUCAUUUUGCAAAUAUAUAUACAUACAUACACACACAUGCACACUGAGUUAAAUCUACUUUCUAUUUGAAAUACUUUGAAAAUACAUGUUUAUUCAUUACAUUUUUGUUUAGCUAAAUUAUGGGUCUCCAAACUCUGUCCUGCAGAGUUUAGCUCUAAUCCUAAUUUAACGCACCUGAACCAGCUGAUCAAGGUGGAGCUAAACUCUUCAGUUUGGAGACCCCUGCGCUAAACUGUAAAAUAGCUGUUCUGCCCCCUGCAGUAAUUAUUAAGUGUUGCAGCUGUUUUGGAAAGCAUUAAAGAGUGUGAAGGCAUGACCAAUGAGCACAAGGUGAAAAUCUGCUUGUGUUAGAGUGAUGACAUGACCUGAAAAAACACUGAUUCUUUUUUUUUUUUUUUAUAUAUAUAUAAUUUAUUUAUUUUUUUCAAUUGGAUUAGCUUCAGUUUUGAAUUGGAUAGCUGAUUUGGCCAUACAUGUUCUUAAAACGCUUCGAGUGGCUGUGUGUCAUGGCUCCAGUUUUUUUCCAAGGCCACACACAAUAGGUUUUCACCCUGAUGGUGCAAUGAUUGCAUUUCACUUUAAGGGCUCAAGUGUUUGUUUCUCUGUGUGUGUGUGUUAAGGCUCAAGUGAGAAACAUCUGGAAUCAUAGGAUUAUUUUCACCUUUAUUUGAAGAGUCAACUGAUGCAUGUAGAUCCUCAAGUCGUAAACACCAAUCAUUUGUUUGACUACCUGAGACGGGACAACUAUAUAAAAAUAAGGCCUAUUUUUGUACUAUCAAUGGUGCAUUGUCAUUUACAUGUAAUUUAAAGAUUAUUUUGCUCUUUUUUUUCUUUCUUUUUAUUUAAUUGAUGUCAAUAUGCGAAUUAAAGAUUAUACAAAAAAAUAAAGAUCUAUGCAAACUUCA
This is a messenger RNA of Cyprinus carpio (common carp), 6063 nucleotides long. Its product is annotated as furin, paired basic amino acid cleaving enzyme a. Lineage: Eukaryota; Metazoa; Chordata; Actinopteri; Cypriniformes; Cyprinidae. Gene Ontology annotation, cellular component: trans-Golgi network; Golgi membrane. The record is from RefSeq and is a predicted model, not a curated record. Gene Ontology annotation, biological process: peptide hormone processing. Gene Ontology annotation, molecular function: serine-type endopeptidase activity.